AUAUUUAAAAAAGAGGCCCCUCAAUUGGUAGAACGUGGAAAAGUUGAAGAUUGGUCGCUGCUAUUCCUCUCCGGGGGUCCACCGCCGGCCGAAGGAAAGUGUGUGAUUGGUAAUCGGAAUUUCUUCAGAGAGAAGUAUGAGGAAGACAGUUCUUUGUAGAGCCCUGGUGAAACACCACAUCAAGCCGAAGAGAAAGGAAGGUUCUACAAGAGCCAGCAAAAGAAAGUUUUGGAAUCGAUCACAGACAGCAGCGACAUCGACGCCGUCAUCCAGUUGGCCGAGUGUCUUCUCUGUCGAUAACCCAAUCCCCCCAACCCCAUCAAUCUCUGAGCUUUCUCUCCUGUUUCUCUUAAUCUCUUGCUUCGGCUGUUCCUUGAUUUUUGGUUCUUUGAUUGAGCUUAACGUAUGUGUAUGGUUUUAGGAAACCCAUUAGCUUUCUGGGUAUUUAUUUAUUAGGAUGUAGACUUGAAGAUGGAGUUUAAUGUUAUGAUUUCUCUGUUCUUUAUCUGGUUUCUUCUGUUGUCUAAGAUGAACCCUCUGGCUGUUUUCAAACUGUAAAAUUGUUGGACCAAAAUUGAUGGAUGUUUCAAUCUUUUUUUUCAUAUUUCUGAAUUCAGCUUUGAGAAUUAGGAAAUUUUCAAAAUUAGAAGCUACUUAAGCUUGAGAAUAUGGUCAUACUUUUCUGUUUUGAACAUGUUGCAGUUGUUCAUCUUCCUUUUAUUUAUGAGAUUUGUGGCUUUUAGAACUGAUAUUUA
This is a messenger RNA of Rubroshorea leprosula, 755 nucleotides long. NCBI's taxonomy places the organism in Eukaryota, Viridiplantae, Streptophyta, Magnoliopsida, Malvales, Dipterocarpaceae. The record is from the annotation of a GenBank genome assembly.